This is a messenger RNA of Protobothrops mucrosquamatus (brown spotted pit viper), 2469 nucleotides long. It is a transcript of the gene MAPK8, whose product is annotated as mitogen-activated protein kinase 8. Gene Ontology annotation, cellular component: cytoplasm; nucleus. The coding region runs from base 28 to 1311 and encodes 427 amino acids. The transcript is spliced from 11 exons. The record is from RefSeq and is a predicted model, not a curated record. Lineage: Eukaryota; Metazoa; Chordata; Lepidosauria; Squamata; Viperidae. Gene Ontology annotation, molecular function: ATP binding; JUN kinase activity. Gene Ontology annotation, biological process: protein phosphorylation; JNK cascade.
AGCUUAAGCUCCUCAGCUGGAGGCAUCAUGAGCAGAAGCAAGCCUGAAAACAACUUCUACAGUGUUGAAAUUGGAGACUCUACUUUCAGUGUAUUAAAGCGAUACCAGAACUUGAAGCCGAUUGGCUCAGGUGCACAGGGGAUAGUAUGUGCAGCUUAUGAUGCUCUUCUUGAAAGAAAUGUUGCAAUCAAGAAACUCAGUCGACCGUUUCAGAAUCAAACACAUGCUAAAAGAGCCUAUCGAGAACUGGUCCUCAUGAAGUGUGUCAACCACAAAAAUAUAAUUGGCCUGUUAAACGUGUUCACCCCACAGAAAUCACUGGAAGAAUUCCAAGAUGUUUACAUCGUGAUGGAGCUCAUGGACGCCAAUCUCUGCCAAGUGAUCCAGAUGGAGCUUGACCACGAACGAAUGUCCUACCUGCUGUACCAGAUGCUGUGUGGCAUCAAGCACCUUCACUCGGCUGGAAUCAUACACAGGGAUUUAAAACCUAGCAAUAUUGUAGUGAAAGCUGACUGCACGCUGAAGAUCCUAGAUUUUGGGCUGGCCAGAACAGCUGGGACCAGCUUUAUGAUGACACCUUACGUCGUGACGCGCUACUACAGAGCACCCGAAGUCAUUCUUGGAAUGGGGUACAAAGAAAACGUUGACAUUUGGUCAGUGGGGUGCAUCAUGGGAGAAAUGAUCAAAGGUGGUGUUUUAUUUCCUGGCACAGAUCAUAUCGAUCAGUGGAAUAAAGUUAUUGAACAACUAGGGACACCCUGUCCUGAAUUUAUGAAGAAGCUGCAACCAACAGUGAGGACAUAUGUGGAGAAUAGGCCUAAAUAUGCUGGCUAUAGUUUUGAAAAACUCUUUCCAGAUGUUCUCUUUCCAGUUGAUUCUGACCACAAUAAACUGAAAGCUAGCCAGGCAAGAGAUUUGUUGUCCAAAAUGCUGGUGAUUGAUGCCUCAAGAAGAAUUUCAGUGGAUGAAGCUCUGCAGCACCCCUACAUUAACGUCUGGUAUGAUCCCUCGGAAGCUGAAGCCCCUCCUCCAAAGAUACCAGACAAGCAAUUAGAUGAAAGAGAGCACACAAUAGAAGAAUGGAAAGAACUGAUUUACAAAGAAGUUGUGGAUCUGGAGGAGAGGACCAAGAACGGAGUCAUACGUGGGCAGCCGCCUCCUUUAGGUGUAGCCACGGUCAGCGGCCCUCGGCCUCCAUCUUCAUCCCCAUCAGUCUGUGAUGCAUCUUCACUGUCCACUGACCGGACUCUGGCCUCCAACACCGACAGCAGCCUGGAAGCCCCAGCGAGCCCCUUAAGUUGCUGUAGAUGACGACGAGUGGACGUAGGAGAGGAACGGCUAGCCACAAGAAUCAGUGGUAUUAUUUCGGGGUGUUUUUAAAAGUAAUUGUGGGAUUAAUUUUCAGAGUGCUAAUUUUAAAGUAAAAUAGUAAAUCACGAUGCUAUUCUGUAAUUAACUGUACAGUAUGGAACUUAAUUUUUAUUGUUUUAAAAUUGCAUGCUUUACUACUGUGAUUUUUGACUUUAUUUUUUCAGGAUGCAUUUAUAAGAUAGGUUUAUUAAAUGUAAUAUUGCUAUUCAGUUUGCUAUAUCACAACCUCUUUCGAGGUCUUUUAGAUUUGUUUUUUCAGAGAAUCUGUAUCAGCAGAGGCAUUUUUCAGCUCCAAAACUUAAUCUUUUAUUUCCAAUUGUAGUUACUUAUGGGAUAUCUAAUUAUAGGCUAUACAAUAAUGCCCGGAUAAGGUCUUUGAACAAAAAUGUUUCUGUAAGUGUUUAUCCAGGGAACGCUGUCACGCCGUCUAUCCAUUUGCCCAAAGGGAGGAUACGGGAGGGAGGGGGCACGCCCGCGGUUCCAGAGGUGAGGCGGCUGAACGCUCUUGGCAAACCUCGAAGUUGCCAUCGGCCUGGCUCACCUCCCUUGCACAAGGCCUUUAAAAUAAUCCCCCGUUUGCACCUGGAGCGUGUUCGCUUCUCCAUUCAUUUGUUGCAUUCAGAUUAGUACCAAUUCUAGAAACAAAAAUGCUUUUUCCCCCUCCUCUUUGACGGUUUUCUUCUCAACCUGUAGCUGAUACUUCUGGAUCUGUGGUAUAAGUAUUAUAUAGGUGUACUGUGUACGCUCCAGGGGGGGGUCAGCCUGUGCAACCUUUUGUGACACUGGGUAUUAGAACAACCCAACAGAAAUCACAAAAGACAUGAGGACUGCACUGAGAUCAUGUUUUGGUUAAUUUCCUUCCAAGAAAAAAAAAGUGUAGAAAUGCUGAAUAUAAUUGAAAAUGGUUUUGCUUUCUGCUGAAAUGAGUUUCAAUACAUAUCUUUGAAUAUGUAUUUCAUUUUAUUCCUCAGAUUCAAAUUCUGAGUUCAUUGUGAAUUUAAAAUAGUGAAUUUAAAAAAUGCAGAGUUUUAAGAAUUAAGCUUGUACUAUCUGCACUGUGUAGAUAGAAGUCAUUUCUGUUUGUUUUUAUUUAUUAAA